AUGUUUUCGGUAUCUUGUCAUCGUCUCAGGAUAGACAAGAUUUGCGUGGGCGCGGAUGAAGCCAUCGAAAAUGUUCGAAGCGGCUCUAUGAUUCUUGUCGGCGGUUUCGGCUUCUCAGGGGUGCCUGCUACUUUGAUCAACAGUAUUCGAGAUCGUAAAGACCUCGGGAACUUGACCAUCGUAUCUAAUAAUGCCGGCAUGCCAGGUGUUGGACUCGGACAGUUGCUUGAAACGGGACAAAUCGGCAAAAUGAUUGCUUCCUACGUCGGGGAGAACCAACUCUUCGAGAGCCAAUACAUCACGGGAAAGCUCGACCUUGAGCUGCUCCCGCAGGGAACUAUCGCUGAAAGGUGUGCUGCAGGAGCCGCUGGCGUGCCAGCCUUUUACACACCAGCAGCAUUCGGGACUAUAGUGCAAACGGGUGAGCUUCCCGUCCGGUACAACCCAGAUAAGACAGUCGCUGUCAUGUCGAAGCCAAGGGAGACUCGUGAGUUCAACGGAAAGUAUUUCGUCAUGGAAGAGUCUUUCUUCGGUGAUGUAGCCCUUGUCAAGGUCAACAAGGCAGAUCGACUAGGCAACUGCACAUUUCGAAAAGCGCAGAACAACUUCAAUGAAGUGAUGGCGAAAAACGCCAAAUACACCAUCGUGGAGGCGGAUGAGAUUGUCGAAGUUGGGGAUAUCGCACCCGAAAACAUCCAAUUACAGGGCAUCUAUGUUGACAAAGUCAUCCUAAGCACGGAGCCGAAAAAGAUCGAGAAGCUCACACUGGCGAAAUCCCCGGAAGAAGUGGUAGCGACUGCUUCUAGUUCCAAAGAUACGAACAAACGAGAGCGAAUUAUCAAGCGAGCGGCCAAGGAAUUGAAGGACGGUAUGUACGUCAAUCUGGGAAUUGGGAUUCCCCUUGCUACACCAGCCUUGGUGCCAGACGGAAUCGAAGUUAUACUGCAAUCCGAGAACGGUAUUCUAGGAAUGGGUCCCUACCCAAUCAAGGGCGAAGAAGACCCAGAUCUCAUCAACCCUGGCAAGGAGACGGUUACACUGAACCCAGGCGCGUCGGUUUUCGGCAGUCACGAGAGCUUCGGAAUGAUCCGUGCUGGUAAAAUCGAUGUGACAAUGCUGGGUGCCUUGCAGGUUAGCUCAUAUGGAGAUCUAGCUAAUUUCAUGCUGCCCGGAAAGGUCAAGGGCAUUGGCGGAGCAAUGGACUUGGUAGCUAACCCGGAGAAGACGAGGGUGAUUAUCACUAUGGAGCAUGUCGAUCGGAAGGGAAACCCUAAAAUCAUGGAAUCCUGCACUUUCCCCCUCACUGGGCAACGGUGUGUUUCUAGGAUAAUCACGGAUAUUGCUGUUUUUGACUGUACACCCGAGGGCUUAGUCCUCCGGGAAUUGGUGCCGGAAAUGAGUAUUGAGGAGCUCAAGUCGAUGACCGAAGCUAGCUUCAAGAUAGCUGAGGAUUUUAAGGAUUAUGAGACAUAG
Penicillium taxi is the source of this 1473-nucleotide messenger RNA. Its product is annotated as 3-oxoacid CoA-transferase. Gene Ontology annotation, molecular function: succinyl-CoA:3-oxo-acid CoA-transferase activity. The record is from RefSeq and is a predicted model, not a curated record. Gene Ontology annotation, biological process: ketone body catabolic process. NCBI's taxonomy places the organism in Eukaryota, Fungi, Ascomycota, Eurotiomycetes, Eurotiales, Aspergillaceae. The coding region runs from base 1 to 1473 and encodes 490 amino acids. The transcript has 7 exons.